This is a messenger RNA of Hyaena hyaena (striped hyena), 5266 nucleotides long. Its product is annotated as zinc finger protein 208-like. NCBI's taxonomy places the organism in Eukaryota, Metazoa, Chordata, Mammalia, Carnivora, Hyaenidae. Gene Ontology annotation, biological process: regulation of DNA-templated transcription. The record is from RefSeq and is a predicted model, not a curated record.
GAAAAGGCCAGUUCUCAGCUGGGGUUUUCCACAAAGAUCUUCUGAGAAGCAAAUCUAGACCAGAAGGUGAAAGAAGAAAUGGCUAGUUCGCAGGGACAGCUGACCUUCAGGGAUGUGGCCAUAGAAUUCUCUCAGGAGGAGUGGGGAUGCCUGAACCACAGUCAGCGGGAUCUGUACAGGGAUGUGAUGUUAGACAACUAUGGACACCUCCUCUUCUUGGGUCUUGUUGUGUCAAAGCCAGACCUGGUCAUCUUUUUGGAACAAAAGGACAUCUGGGAUGUGAAGAGAAAGGAGAAGGAAGCCUCAUACCCAGCUAUAUUUUCACAUGACACCCAGACAUUCCUGCCAAAGCCAUGCCUAGAAGCUUCUUCCCAAAAAGUGUCAAUGAGUAGCUACAAACAUAGUUCCCUUGAGAAAGGACACUUAAUGACAGACUGGAACAAGGAUUCGGAGAGUGAAGGCCAUCAAAGACAUCUGGGGACUCCUUUUCUAGAGAAUGAUUAUGAAUGUAAUAAAUAUGGGGAAGUCUCUUAUCAAAGCACCAACCUUAUUACACACAAGAGUAUCCCUACAGGAAAGAAUCCUUACAAAUAUAAUGAAUGUGGGAAAAUUCUUAACCAGUCCUCCAAUGUUGGCGAUCAUCAGAGGAUUCAUGAGGGAGAAAUCCAUGACAGAGGUAAUAAACCAGGGAACAUGUUUAGUCAUUCAUCAAAACUAAAUACACAUAAGACAAUUGGUACUGGAGAGGAAAGGUGUAUAGGUAACGAAUGUGUCAAAGCAUUUGACCUCCAGCAAAUGCAUACUGGACAGAAACCUUACAAAUGUGAAGAAUGUGCCAAAACCUUUAAAUUGUGCUCAGUCCUUACUCAACAUCUGGUAACUCAUACUACAGAAAAGCCUUAUAAACAUAGGGACUAUGGCAAUGUCUUUAACCAGAUCUCAACCCUUACAGAAGACAACAGAAUUCAUACUGGAGAGAAACUUUACCAAUGAAAAGAAUGUGGCAAGCCCUUUCACUGGCCCUCAGACCUUAUUCCACACCACAGAAUGCAUACUGGAGAGAAACCUUACCAAUGUAAAGAAUGUGGCAAGGCCUUUAACAAGCACUCGAUCCUUACUCGACAUCACAGAAUUCAUACUGGAGAGAAACCUUACCAAUGUAAGGAAUGUGGCAAGGCUUUUACCCAUCACUCAGCUCUUAGUAGACAUCACAGAAUCCAUACUGAAGAGAAACCUUACAAAUGUCAACAAUGUGGCAAGGCCUUUAAUUUGGCCUCAGAACUUAUUCCACAUCACAGAAUCCAUAUAGGACAGAAACCUUACCAAUGUAAAGAAUGUGGCAAAGCCUUUAACUGGCCCUCAGGCCUUAAUCGACAUCACAGAAUCCAUUCUGGAGAGAAACCUUACCAGUGUAAAGAAUGUGGUAAGGCCUUUCACUGGCCCUCAGCCCUUAGUAAGCAUCACAGAAUCCAUACUGGAGAGAAACCUUACCAAUGUAAAGCAUGUGGCAAGGCCUUUAGAUACCGCUCAACCUUUACGGAACAUCGCAGAACUCAUACUGGAGUGAAACCUUACAAAUGUAAAGAAUGUGGCAAAACCUUUUACCGCCAGUCAAGCCUUACUGAACAUCAAAGAAUUCAUACUGGAGAGAAACCUUAUCAAUGUAAAGAAUGUAGCAAGGCCUUUAGGUUCCUCUCAACCUUUACAGAACAUCGCAAAACUCAUACUGGAGUCUCACCUUACAAGUGUGAAGAAUGUGGCAAAACCUUUUACCGCCACAAAAGCCUUACUGAACAUCACAGAAUCCAUACUGGAGAGAAACCUUACCAAUGUACAGAAUGUGGGAAGUUCUUUACUCACCGCUCAAACCUUACUGAACAUCACAAAAUCCAUAUUGGAGACAAACCUUACCAAUGUAAAGAAUGUGGCAAGUCCUUUCAAGGGCACUCACACCUUACACGACAUCGCAGAAUUCAUACUGGAGAGAAACCUUACCAGUGUAAAGAAUGUGGCAAGGCCUUUAACCAGCAUGCAUCCCUGACUCAACAUCACAGGAUUCACACUGGAGAGAAACCUUACCAAUGUAAACAAUGUGGCAAAGCUUUUAGGCACCUCUCAACCCUGACUGGACAUUACAGAGUUCAUAGUGGAGAGAUUUACAAAGGUAAAGAAUGUGGCAAGGCCUUUACCCAGCACUCAUCCCUGACUGAACAUCACAGAACUCAUGCUGGAGAUAAACCUUACCAAUACAAAGAAUGUACGAAAACUUUUCAUCACUUAACUAUCCUUACUAAACAUGUAGCAGUUCAUCCUGGAGACAACCCUUACAAAUGUGAAGAAUGUGGUAAACCUUACAACCAACACUCACCUCUUACCGAACAUCACAGAACUCAAACUGGAGGGAAACCUUACCAAUGUAAAGAAUGUGGCAAGUCCUUUAACCGGCCUUCUGUCCUUAAAAAACAUCACAGAAUCCAUACUGGAGAGAGACCUUACCAAUGUAAAGAAUGUGGCAAAGCCUUUAACUGGUACUCCGCCUUUAAUCACCAUCACAGAAUCCAUACUGGAGAGAAACCUUACCAAUGUAAAGAAUGUGGCAAGGCCUUUAUUCGAUCCUCAACCCUUAAUGAGCAUCACAAAACACACACUGGAGAGAAACCUUACGAAUGUAAAGAAUGUGGCAAAUCCUUUACCCAAAUCACAAACCUUUACAACCAUUACAGAAUCCAUACUGGAGACAAACCUUACCAAUGUAAAGAAUGUGGCAAGGCCUUUAACCAAUCCUCCAUCCUUCAUCGACAUCACAGAAUCCAUACUGGAGAGAAACCUUACCAAUGUAAAGAAUGUGGCAAAGCCUUUAAGUUGCUCUCCAUCCUUGAUGAACAUCAAAGAAUCCAUACUGGAGAGAAACCUUACCAAUGUAAAGAAUGUGGCAAAGCCUUUAACAAUUCAUCCAACCUUCAUCGACAUCACAGAAUCCAUACUGGAGAGGAACCUUACCAAUGUAAAGAAUGUGGCAAGGCCUUUAAGAACCACUCAGCUCUUAAUCGACAUCACAGAAUCCAUACUGGAGAGGAACCUUACCAAUGUAAAGAAUGUGGCAAGGCCUUUAAGAACCACUCAGCUCUUAAUCGACAUCACAGAAUCCAUACUGGAGAGGAAACUUACCAAUGUAAAGAAUGUGCUAAGGCAUUUACCCACAUCUCAACCCUUUACAACCAUUACAGAAUCCAUAAUGGAGAGAAACCUUACCAAUGUAAAGAAUGUGGAAAGGCCUUUAAAUGGCCCUCAGAUCUUAAUCGACAUCACAGAGUCCAUACUGGGGAGAAACCUUACCAAUGUGAAGAAUGUGGAAAAGCCUUUAAGUCCAGGUCAGACCUGUACAUACAUCACAGAAUCCAUACUGGAGAGAAACCUCACCAAUGUGAAGAAUGUGGAAAAGCCUUUAAGUCCAGGUCAGAACUGUACAUACAUCACAGAAUCCAUACUGGUGAUAAACCUUACCAAUGUAAAGAAUGUGGUAAGGACUUUAACCAGGCCUCAAACCUUUACAGACAUCACAGAAUCCAUACUGGAGAGAAAUCUCACCAAUGCAACUAAUGUGGCAAGGCCUUUAUCCAACACUCACACCUUAUUAGACAUCAGCGAGUGCAUACUGGAGACAAACCUUACAAAUGUGAAGAAUGUAGUAAAACCUUUAAUUAUGGCUCAUCAGUAAAUGGACAUAAACUAAUCAGUACUGGCGAGGAACCUUACCAAUGUAAAGAAUGUGGCAAGGCCUUUAACUGGCCCAGAGCUCUUAAUCAGCAUCACAGAAUCCAUAGUGGAGAGAAACCUUACCAAUGUAAAGAAUGUGGCAAGGCCUUUAAAUUGCCCUCAGCUCUUAAUCGACAUCACAGAAUCCAUACUGGAGAGAAACCUUACAAGUGUAAAGAAUGUGGCAAGGCCUUUACUGGAUCCUCAGCCCUUAAGGAGCAUCACAGAAUCCAUAGUGGAGAGAGACCUUACAAGUGUAAAGAAUGCGGCAAGGCCUUUAUGCACUACUCAAAACUUACUCGACAUCACAGAGUCCAUACUGGAGAGAAACCUUACCAAUGUAGAGAAUGUGGAAAGACCUUUGCCCAGCACUCAAAUCUAUCUGCACAUCAGAAAAUGCAUAUUGGAGAGAAACCCUACCAAUGUAAAGAAUGUGGCAAGGCCUUUGCUGGAUCCUCAACCCUUAAGGAACAUCACAGAAUCCAUACUGGAGAGAAACCUUACAAGUGUAAAGAAUGCGGCAAGGCCUUUAACUGGUCUUCAUCCCUGAAUCAACAUCACAGAAUCCAUACUGGAGAGAAACCUUACCAAUGUAAAGAAUGUGGCAAGGCCUUUACACAUCGCUCAUCCCAGAUUCAACAUAACAGAAUCCAUACCAGAGGAAUUAUCUGUAAUGAAUGUGGCAAGGCCUUUACCCACAACGCAGAUAUUACCAAACAUCACAAAAUCCAUACUGGAGCAAAACCUCACCAAAGUAAAGAAUGUAGCAAGCCCUUUAAGAACUGCUCAGCUCUGAAUCAACAUCACAGAAUCCAUACUGGAGAGAAACCUUACAAGAGUAAAGAAUAUGGGAAGGCCUUUAACUGGCCCUCAGCCCUUAAUCAACAUAACAUAAUCCAUACUGGAGAGAAACCUUACCAAUGUAGAGAAUGUGGAAAGACCUUUACCCAGCACUCAAAUCUAUCUGCACAUCAGAAAAUUCAUCUUGGAGAGAAACCUUACCAAUGUAAGGAAUCGGGCAAGGCCUUUACGUACCGCUCAUACCUUAUUCAACACCACAGAAUCCAUACUGGGGAGAAGCCUCACCAAUGUAAACAAUGUGACAAGGCCUUCACCCAAGAAUCAAGCCUUAGUCGACAUCACGGAAUUCAUACUUGAUGGAAACCAAUGUAAAGAAUGUUCUAUGGUCUUUAAUCAUUCUUUAAUCUUUACUUUUACUGCAGAAUUCAUACUAGAGCAAAUCUUCCAAACUUAAGGAUAGUGCAAAACGUUUUGUGGACAGCUCACCCCUUACUUCCCAUUGGAAAAUGUAUCCUGCAGAAUAACCACGGAAUACUAAAGAAUGUGUCAAGGCUUUGAAGCAAUGCUACACCCUGACUCCUGAUCGAAGAGGGAACACUGGGGAGGACUUUGCAAAUAUAAAGAAUUUGGGAAGCCUGUUCAUCAGAGGUGAAGCUUCAGUCUGCAUCACAGAACUCAUACUGGAGAAAACACUUAAUCUAUGAGGAAU